Kuraishia capsulata CBS 1993 is the source of this 720-nucleotide messenger RNA. RefSeq lists its product as uncharacterized. The record is from RefSeq and is a predicted model, not a curated record. Bases 1 to 720 code for a protein of 239 amino acids. The transcript has a single exon. NCBI's taxonomy places the organism in Eukaryota, Fungi, Ascomycota, Pichiomycetes, Pichiales, Pichiaceae.
AUGAUGUGGGGUACUAAUCCGACCAGAAUCUCGAGGGCAGACUUGCAAAGCGAGGCCGAAAGCUCAGACGGUGAAGCUAUUUAUUCAGCACCCAUGAUGGAUUUCGAGUUCGUGGAAGUCAACAGGAAAAAUGACACUCAGGAUAGUAUACAAGAAGAUAGUAAAGACUCCAAAAUAGAAGCUGAGUUAGAGGAAGAGUUUGACUUCCCAAUGUUCUCGAUUGCGGCUGAUUUCACAACUGACGAUAGGACAAAGAUCCCACAGGUGAUGAGAAUCUCUCUUAAAGAGCAAGAGGAUGAGCCUGAGGUUAUACAAGAAAGGUCCAGGGAUUUUUAUUUUUGGAGCCCAUCUGAAAGCGACAAACACAGUUUCAUAGCCUGUGCUGUGGAGGGAGAAGCCAUUUUGCAGAAUUGCCGAGGAUACAAAAACAGUGAUUACAAUGUGAUUGAUCUGGCCAAACACAACUAUGAGGUCGAAAAGUAUAUGCUUGGACACAAGAAAAAGGAUCUGCGGCGACCAGGAAAGAAAGCUAGAGUUGCCAUCAUACUCCGUCGCCAAAGGCAGAAACAACUACGAAAAGAAGGACCGUAUAAGCCAGAGAAAGGAUAUCACACCCGAGAGCCUAUCAAAAUCAAAUUUGGCAGUGAAACCAAGAAGAAGACGAGGAGGGGAGGGAAAAGGCACAAGAACGCUGACAGCGAGCAUGCCAAAACCGAAUGA